GUGAGUUAUACUUUAACAGGCGAACACCGUUUUCCAGCGACUAAUGGAUUGGAGAUUUGCAUAAAUUCUCCGCAAUUUGUAUCUAUUUCUUUCGUUCAUCUAAAUAGGCAAGUGUGUAAUAAUUCGACAACUGCAUGUACAACUCUGUGUGCAUCUCUAUCAGACACACUGCUCAAAUGAGAGAUGCUUAUCUAAGCAUUAACACUGAUGAGUUGAAGGUGAAAUUCACGACUUUUGAUUUAAAAUUUCCAUAUCCCUAAUAAUAAACUGCAGUUUCAUAAUCAUUAGACAUCUGCGUCUAACUGCACCAGUGUAAAUUAGACUUAAGCAUAUUCUGAGUAGGCAGUUACGUGAAUUACUGAAAUCAGAUUGAAGAUUCCUAAAUAGGAUUAAUAAUCUGCUCGGUAAGCUAACUACUUCUUAUUAAAUCAAAAGUUAAUGGAUUUCAUUUCAAAAGCACAAUGUUUAUGUAAAAUUACUUUUUUUUUAAAAAUUAUAAGUAAUAUGCUUAUUUUUCUAUGCAACUAUACAUUACAGGAUAAAUAUGGUUACCCCGAAUACCACUGAUUUUUAUCGAUUUUGUGAUCUUGUCAUGAAAUCAGUUGGAGAGAUGAGUCCAUCGCUUUACGAUUUACCUUGGCUUCCUGGAUUUGAUGAGUGUAAUACAGAUUAUGAACGUAUCAAAAAGUUUAUGUCAAUGCCAUUUCUCAAAGACUUUAAGAUCACAAUGUCCGACCAACAUUCAGCCAAGAAAAACGACUCUACAGCAAAAAGAAAGCGUGAACACGGAAAUGAAGCAUGGCGUGCUAAUAAAAUUUCUCUAGCUCUUCGUUGUUACACUGAAUCAAUUUUCUUUGCUGAUAGUUGCGAAGAAAAAGCUCUUGGAUAUGGCAAUCGAUCGUGUGUACUUAGUCGUAUCGGUGUACACGAGGCAGUAUUACAGGAUAUUGAUCUGGCUAUUAAGCAUAAUUUCCCCAUUGACCGUCGUCCACGUCUGCUAAUACGUCGUGCACAAAGUCUUUAUGAACUUGGACGUGAUAAAGAGGCCUUGAAAGAAUAUGAUGAUUGUCUGGAAUUGAUUAAAUCCGAGAAUAUAAUACUUUCUAAGGCUUUAGACGAAGUGAUUCAACAAGGCAGAAAGAAAUGUUUACAUACAGAACGAAAAGAAGUGAUAAAAGAUUUAGAAAAUAGAAUUUCAACUAUACCAUUUUUUGUACAUGAAGUCAAUUUAUUAACACCAAAAAAUGAAGUAAAUCAAAGUGAACUCGUAAAGAUUGAUAAUAUCCCGGUUAGUGAUGACAAGAAUAGUGAAAAUUGUCUAAUUCAUUCAAGGCUUAUGCAUCCUCUUCAUGCUCAAAAUCCACCAGCAGUUAAAUUGAAUUGGAAUGAUGAAUAUGGUUGGCAUAUUGUAGCUGCAAGAGCAAUUAAACCCGGUGAAUUACUCAUCCGCGAUAUACCAUAUUCUUGUCGACUUCAAUACGAUAGACUGUUGCUCAACUGUUAUCGUUGUUCUAAACGAUGCAUUAAUCUUAUACCGUGCCGUAAAUGUACUCAGGUCGGAUUUUGUAGUGAAACAUGUGAACAAGCGGCUUGGGAACCAUUAUGGUCCAGUGACAAUAAAUUAUCAUCAACAACUAAUCCUUCUCUACCCUCACAUUAUUUUGAGUGUGGACUUGUUGACCGCUUACUAUUAGAUGAUUAUGCUGGCUGGAAACGAUUACGUAAAGCAUUGUCGUCAAAACUGACAACGGUUGCGGAAAAAUGCAAAGUAUUCAUAGAUAAACUACCAGAGGAUGAUAUAAUCGGCGGGCCGAAUAUUUCAUGGCUUUCUUUUGCUCUCUUAGCCCGAACUUCUCCAACAACCUUGCUAGAGUUAAUUAAAACCUCCUUAGACAAACUCAGCUGUCAAGUUGACUCAAAACAAGUUCACGAAGAAUUGUUAUCAUUUACUGGUCAUCGUGUAGUUCCACAGAAAGGCUGGGAUGAUUAUACGUCUAUUGGCUGGCUAAUUACAAACUCGGAUAAACGCAAACCUAGUGAUCUAUGGCAACGAUGUGUAGCUGCUGUUUACCUAACGUUUUGUCUUGAAGCUGGUGGUUAUCCGCUUCAACGGGAAGAUAAUAUUCCUGAAAAUAAUCAUUCCAUUAGUAGCCUACUUCCAUUCACAUGGGCAUCUACAUGCAUCUUACAUCAUCUUCAGUGUGUAUCGUCAAAUGGUCAUUCAUUAUCCCAACCAGAGUAUAUCCUCUCAGAAGAAACUAGUAAAGAAUUAACUGAGCCUGGAAUUGACUUAAAUCUCUUGUCAUCAAUUGAAUUAUCAAAUUGUCUAUAUCCAGUUCUUUCAUUGAUUAAUCAUUCAUGUGAUCCUAAUGUGACUAAUGUUACUCAAAGUGAAUUCCAGUGUUCAAUAUAUUCUCUUCGUCCUAUUCAGUGUAAUGAAGUAAUCUAUGGAAAUUAUGGUUUGCAUUAUGCAGUACAUUCGUUAACUGAACGGCAAAAUUCCUUAAAAUCACAAUAUCAUUUUCAGUGUACUUGUACUGCAUGCGUCAAUAAUUGGUCAGGUAUGAAUAGCAAUAUUAUGCGCAGUAUGGAUUUCCAAUUAAAAUGUUCCACUUGUUCAGGAGCAAUUGUUUCUAAUGCAUUGAAUAAUUAUAAUAAUAAUAAAGUUGAGCUACCGAAAGGCGGACAACUUUGUUAUUGUAGUCAACAAAUUCAAAUGAAAUCAAUAAGUAGGUUUCAAAAAUUGUUUUUCAAUGAUUUAUUCAAUAAAUUCGAUACAAUACCCUUAUCAUUUCAAAAAACUUCACCAAAUAAAAUCAAUGAUAAAUUUUUAAACAAAUUUAUUGCCUAUACAACACGUAUGUUGAGCACAGAUUGUUUAUAUGGUAUACUUCAACGACCAUGUAUUCAGUUAGACUGGUUACAAGAAUUAUUGAAACAAUUAUUUGAUCUUCAGCAUACUUCAUGGUCGUAUGAAAGUGAAAUAAUUCGAUCAGCCUUUUAAAAAAAAGAGUUCUUGUUCAAUUCUUUUGUAUUUUUUUGUAUCCUUAUACACUUGCAAACUUCCAUUGGAUUUCUAAACACAGUUUAUCUAUUUUACAACUGCGUUUUAUUAUUAUUCCAAAUAAUUUUGUCUACUUUUAACUUCAAUAGUUUCAUUAUCAUAAUAGUCAUCUUAGUCCAACUAUUACCACCCACCCGCCUAAUAUUUUAAUUUCAAAGUUUAUAGAAUCACUUCCCUUUUUUUAAUAAGUAAUAUUUAUUUAGUGCCUUUUGCAUGAUUUAUUUAUUUAUUAUUUUGUUCUUUGUGUAAGACUAAAACUAGUGAUGAUUUCAGUUCACAUCUGCAAUGUAACUUGCGUUCUUUCAAGUUAACAAACAUGCCUUACUGAUAUAUGUGCGUCACUGUCACAGCGAUUGGGACUCUCAGCGACCAUGCACACGGUCCGAGGUUCGAUCACCUACCGACGCACACGCGAUAUCAAUGGUCGGGUUGCCUGCAAAAUUUAGGCUACUUAUGAUAUCACAUGCUGAAAAUUCC
Messenger RNA from Trichobilharzia szidati, 3541 nucleotides. NCBI's taxonomy places the organism in Eukaryota, Metazoa, Platyhelminthes, Trematoda, Strigeidida, Schistosomatidae. The record is from the annotation of a GenBank genome assembly.